Molecule: messenger RNA, 2547 nt
Organism: Linepithema humile (Argentine ant)
Lineage: Eukaryota; Metazoa; Arthropoda; Insecta; Hymenoptera; Formicidae
Gene: exex
Product: extra-extra
Biological process (GO): regulation of DNA-templated transcription; neuron projection morphogenesis; central nervous system development
Cellular component (GO): nucleus
Molecular function (GO): sequence-specific double-stranded DNA binding; DNA-binding transcription factor activity, RNA polymerase II-specific
Source: RefSeq, a predicted model, not a curated record
CGACGGAGAUGCCUCGCUCUAUCUCGCUUUCUGCCGAAGGAUCUCUGGGUGUAACUCGGACACGCCCGACCCGUGGUGGGCGUAGUCAAACCAGCUGCAGCGAUUCUGUCUAGUGGGGGAAGCUUUUUCGGUGGACACGCGGUCACUCGCGAUGUCACUUUGCGACGCGACGCUGAGCCGCCCGCUCGUGUCGUCGGCUUCGUGUAAAGAUCGUGAUAUUCGUAUAAUCGCGCGAUUGAUUGGUUGCGAGGGCGGUUAUUGAUCGCCGAGUGCGGAUGGCUGAUUCAUGAAUCGGUUACCGAUCGCUUGAAUGAUUUCCGCGUGACACUUGAUGGCUUUUGAAACUGUGCAAAACAUCGCUGAGACUUAUGCAAGUACACCACCAACGACAGAUCAUUUUUAAUCGAUUGAAAAAAAUCAUAAUCACCGCGUUAGAUGAAGACUUUGUUUUAGAUUAAUUUGCAUCAAUGUUGAUUUUGAGAAUUAUCCUGAUGCACUUUUGAAGAUCAAUCGCCAUUGAUCUUUCAGACAUUUCGAUCUACAAUUCAUUUAAAUUAGUGCCGAUAGCAAGAAGCAUUAUAUCGAAUAAAUCAAGUGGACAUCAAAACGCUUAAAUUCGAUUAAAUUUCAAGAAGUGUCGACAUUGCAAAGACAUAAUCGUAUCAGGAAGUAUGUGUUAGAGAUUUAUAGUGGCCGCAUGACAUGGCAGCUAUGCAUUACAACGCGCAGAUGGUCUCAGAGGAUUUGCAUCAGCAUCCGCGACACCUUUACAAUCUUCAACAAAGACUUCAAGAUUCUGGAUCGUCGCCCAGAUCGGAGGACGCCAGAUCUCCGCUGGACAGCCGAGUGAGAUCACUCGAGGAAGUGCGUUUCGUGGGUGCUAGAUCGCCUGACGUGGAAGAUAGAGUAAUCAGAUAUCACGAAGACGCUGGUAGCAAACGUUUUACGAAAGAUCACGCGGGUCCCGGUUUCUUUCAAGACUCGGAAAACUCCACCAGGAAAUGUUUCAGUGAUGAAUUACCGACAACUCGUUGUCGCGAACCGGAAACCUCACCCGGAAGAACGUCCUCGCCGCAAAACUACAUCCUCAGCUCGUCCAAUCAGCACAACAAUUCCAUCGGCAAGACGUCUUUCUGCAUCGACGCUCUUCUGGGUCGCGCCACAAAGCAGACCGAAAUAGAUCAGUCGUCGGCUGAUCGACAGAAGUCGUUCUCCAGAAGUCACGGUAUUCAACCCGACGGUAUAAAUCUUAGCAAUAUUCAGGAGCGAGAAUCUCCCGGCGCUAUAAGAUGUCCUGGAGAUCAGAGAACCACCCUGGGAAAUCCUUUGAACCCUUUCAUUCAGCAUCAUGAAUCCGAUUCGCCCAGUCUGGAGGUCCGAGAGAGACACUCCUCCGCCAAUCGCGAGGCUGUUCUUGGCCUCCAUUCCAACGAAUCCGGCGUGUCCGUCCAAAGGAGUCAGUUCAGGCCCGAAACGGGGACCAGCGGUUACCGAAACGAUCGGCUGGAGAACGUAGAAGACGACACGUCCGUAGACGUUGACCCGACGCGAACCGGAAGCGCCAGUCCUGGGAGCAACGCGAGCCGCAGUCCCGCUUCCAGUCCCCCGAUAUCGCCGGGUUCCGAAGAUCCGUCCAGCAACGGUGUCCUGAGCCAUCAGAGUCUGGCAUCCGGGCCUUACGGCAUGGGCGCAGCGGUGGUCAGACAAAAUCAGAGUCUCCUACUUCAUCCCGCGGGAUCGCUCAUCCAUCCUGGAGGACUGUACUAUCAUCCAGCCGGCGGCAGCGCUUUCCACUCGAUACACAAGGAGGGUCAACCGGUUGGUCAUCCCCAAUCCGGAGGGCCUCAUCCUCAACAGCAUCAUAUCCAUCCACUCCAGCUCGAGUGGUUCGCCCGGACCGGCAUGUUGUAUCCCAGACUGCCCGCAGAUUUGGCCGGUUGCGCGGCACAACAUGCGUUGCUGGGUAAAACCAGGAGGCCAAGGACCGCCUUCACAUCGCAGCAACUUCUCGAAUUGGAGAAGCAAUUCCGACAAAAUAAGUAUCUCAGCAGACCGAAGAGGUUCGAAGUCGCGACGUCGCUGAUGCUCACAGAAACGCAGGUAAAGAUCUGGUUUCAAAAUCGACGAAUGAAAUGGAAGCGUAGCAAAAAGGCGCAGCAGGAAGCCCGUACGAGUGUAAAAGUUGAGGAAACCGGAAGCGCAAGAAGCGCUGAGAGGGACAACGGAAGCGACGUCAGCGUGAACGCACCUGAGACACCGGAGGAAGUACCGGAAGUACGCUCCAGAAGUACGCUCCAGGAAAGUCAGAGAUCCAGUACAGACCUUCAGGAACCUUUGUAUCGACCUUACGUGGUCUAAAAGAUUAACAAAGGCAUGUUUAAACCUUGGAGGACCAACAUUUUGCAAAGGAUUACAAGACUUCCCGCUACGCGUCUUGUUACGUAUAAUAAUUUCGUAAAACAGGUAGCUUAAAAUGCAGGUAGAUAGAAAUAUUUUUUGCUAAUAUCAUUAGUUUAUAUUUUAAAAAAUGAAGAAAGCGAAAAGAAA